AUGACUAGAGAACAGGAAGUAGAGAGGCCCGUAGGGAGAGAGAGAGAGAUUUCAACAGGGAACAGGAUAGCUUCAGGGUCAGAUGAUCUGAAGAUAAAGAUAUGGGAUUGGGAGAGGAGAAAACAGGUUGUAUCCUUCCCUACAGGACACAGGGAGAACGUUUUUCAGUCUAAAUUUGUGAGCGGAGAUUUAUUGAUAGCUUCAUGCAGCCGAGACGGUCAGGUUAUGCUGGCUCAGCUCUGCCCAGCUGGUUCACUUAGGAGUACGAGUAGGCUGGCUCAGCACCGUGGACCUGCGCACAAGAUGUGUUUGAUUCAAGAACAGGGGUGUAUCUUUUUAUAUAUAAAGUUUCCUAUUCUACUCUCUGCCGGGGAGGAUGGACAGGUAAUCUCUAUUGAUAUAAGAGAGGAGAACUCUGAUAAAAUUGUACUGCUCAAAAAUGAUAAGGGAAGGAAAAUACCUCUGUACAGUAUACACAAUAACCCAGUAAACAGAAACCAGUUCUGUACUGCAGGGCGGGAUCCUUAUAUACGGAUAUUUGAUCGCAGAUAUAUCGGGAAUGCAAAACAGGGAGAAAUGGCGAAAUUUUGUCCGACAGAAUUAAGAACAACCAAGGUAAAUGUGAAUGAAGGGGCUGUGGGCGUAAUUUUAAUUGGAAUGUAUGUAGACGAAAACACAAAUUACAAAAGCCGAUUUAGGGGACACAGGAACAGUGCAACAGUAAAGGGAGUGAACUACUAUGGAGGAAGAAGCGAAUAUGUUAUCUCUGGUUCAGACUGUGGAAAUGUUUUCUUUUGGGAUAAGGAAACAGAAGGAAUAGUGAAUAUUUUCCAUGGCGAUGAUAACGGAGUCGUAAACGUUCUUGAGUCUCAUCCUACUCUUCCUGUCCUAGCUACUUCAGGUUUGGAUGAGGAGGUGAAGGUAUGGCUCCCUACCCUGAGCAUGAAUGACUCGGAAGAGAAGAAAAUUUUAAAGAAGAAGAAAGAUUACAUGCUCAGAACUAUAUCCAGGAACCUGGUGGAAUAGGAGAGAAGGAUGAAGGAUGCGGAUCCAGCAUGGAUAAAUAAAUAAACAUAGAUAGCUUAU
Messenger RNA from Eurytemora carolleeae, 1086 nucleotides. Its product is annotated as DDB1- and CUL4-associated factor 8. Bases 1 to 1026 code for a protein of 341 amino acids. Gene Ontology annotation, cellular component: cytoplasm; Cul4-RING E3 ubiquitin ligase complex. NCBI's taxonomy places the organism in Eukaryota, Metazoa, Arthropoda, Copepoda, Calanoida, Temoridae. Gene Ontology annotation, molecular function: protein binding. The transcript is spliced from 13 exons. The record is from RefSeq and is a predicted model, not a curated record.